Messenger RNA from Jaculus jaculus (lesser Egyptian jerboa), 1973 nucleotides. RefSeq names its product RNA binding motif protein 11 (gene Rbm11). Gene Ontology annotation, biological process: regulation of alternative mRNA splicing, via spliceosome. NCBI's taxonomy places the organism in Eukaryota, Metazoa, Chordata, Mammalia, Rodentia, Dipodidae. The record is from RefSeq and is a predicted model, not a curated record. Bases 382 to 1176 code for a protein of 264 amino acids. Gene Ontology annotation, molecular function: single-stranded RNA binding. Gene Ontology annotation, cellular component: nucleus. The transcript has 7 exons.
GGCCUCCUCCAUCCGAGGUGCGGCGCGCAGGCAUGUUCCCUGCUCAGGAGGAGGCCGACAGGACGGUAUUUGUGGGGAAUUUAGAGGCCCGAGUGCGGGAAGAGAUUCUUUACGAGCUGUUCCUCCAGGAUGGAGCAUCCUGGUGCUUAACGUCCUGCAGAACCGGGGGUCCAGCUCUGUCACGAUGCCGCGGACAGCACUCCCUUCCCCAGUCCUUUGAUGCAGGCCAAGUGGGGUUGAGAUGGUGGGCAUCAUGACUGUCACUAGUUCAUUCCAUACCCAGAAGACCUUCGGGAACUUUCUGAUACCCGGUGACUCCUGUGAGCACACUCACCUGUUGUAUACACCUGCCAUUCAUCUAAUGUAUAGUGACCCUGAAUUAUGGUGCAAACGCGAAAUAGGGUGCUGGGCACACAGGCUGGGCCACUAACCAAAGUGACUAUAUGCAGAGACAGAGAUGGAAAGCCGAAGUCCUUUGGGUUUGUCUGCUUUAAGCAUCCAGAAUCAGUGUCUUAUGCCAUAGCUUUGCUGAAUGGAAUUCGUUUAUAUGGAAGACCAAUAAAUGUGCAGUAUCGAUUUGGGAGUUCUCGCUCUUCUGAACCAGCUAACCAAAGUUUUGAGAGCUGUGUUAAGAUAAACUCAUAUAACUACAGGAAUGAAGAAGUGGUGACCAGAUCUUCAUUUCCCAUGAAUUUUUUCCCAACUAAUAAUACUGCUUUACCUCAAGAAUAUUUUUUCUUUCAGAAUAUGCAGUGGUAUGGCCAGGGCCCAGUGCUACAGCUUCCUUUCUACGAGGCGGCAGCCCCACUUCCUCACAGUUCUCCUGGCUCUUCCUCCAUGAGUCAUGCUCCAGGCCUAGAGGCUGGACCCAGCUCCUAUGAGUGGACUCACCAGCCGCCAAGCGACCCUGAGCCUUAUCAUGUGAGCAAACAUAAGAGGCAAAGGCAAGCCAGUGACAGCGAUAGUAGCACAGAGAACAACAGAGAAAGUGAAGGUCCUGUCCUUCCUGUCCCUGAGAAGGAAAGCAGGAGAGUACCAUGCGUUCAGAAGAUAACUGAAACCAGUUGCAACUGCUAUGGUCCUUUACAUUGUCCACAGCCACACCCAUUUUUAUCCAUAAAAUAUUUUGAAUCAGUAGUGUUGAUCAUUCCCACUCACUUAUUAUUUGGGUCCUAAUAAUGUUUUUGGUUCUACUUCCAUAUUAAAAAAAGUAAUAUCCUGGCUAGACCAUAGCCUUCAUCCCAGCAAUCUACUUCAGGAUAACAAUGUCUUAUUAAUUGUAUUCUAAGCUUAAAGAUCACUCACAAGGUGUGCAUUGCUAAUUGUCCUGUUUACAAACCAGAACCCUAAGAGUUAUUGUAAUUUCCCACUACGGCAUUUCCAAGUGUCCCUGUAACCUUGUUUGCCUUCCAUAUUUCCUGCUUGGAAUCAGUCACUUAAUGAAUGUCAUCCUAAGCAUGAGUCUGGUACUGAGGCUACGUCAUUGAUAAAGUAUGAUCCUGAAACUCAAGAAGCUCAGAAAGCACAAGGGGAAUUCAUAUGUCCCUUAAGGAAACAAACCCUAGGAGGAGGAGAAGGAAUAGCUUAACUACUCAGAAUAGAAGGGGUGUUUUAGAAGUUCUGUAGAUUUCUAUACUUUUACCUGUUCCCACAUUGUCAGCUCUGCCUUACACCCCUUAUUGGAGAGGUGGUUCUGAGUGCUAAGUCUCUGAAGGUCUAACAACCUGUGACAGUUAACUUCUGGUCGUCAACUUGACAAUUUAUAAUCACUGUGGAAACAUGUUGCUGGCCAUGUCUGUGAGGGCUUUUAUACAGGUUAACUGUAGCAGGAGGACCCUCCCUAAUUGUAGGUGGCACUAUCCCAUGGGCUGGAGUCCUAGACUGUAUAAAAAGGAGAAAGCUGGCUGAGCUUCCAGUUCAUUGCUGUGCUGCUGUGAUGAUGUGUGCCAGCCUCCUGCUUGUGACAUGCUUUU